CCAGUGUGAUGUAACAGGAAGCAGUGGGUUGCCUUCCAACGUCAACCUGACAGCACUUUCAGCUGCGCUCAUUGCGCGCCGGAGACCCGCUGGCUGUGCUGCUCUGCGCCCCAAACCAGCUCACAGUCUGAGGAUUGCCUCGUUCCGGAUCGAACCUUCUUCUUCUUCUGCUGCUGCUGCCGGAUUUUACUCUCUGGUAGGACGAGCUGACGCGGAGUAUCAUCUGCAGCUGGUCAAUCUUCAACCAGCUCUGACAUGGCUGAGAGGAAGCUGGAUGGCUUUGGACAGGGUUGGAUGGUGGCACUUUUACUGCUGUGUAAUCUAACGACGUUUUUGGUGAAGGCCAGCAUGGGGGUUAAUGAAACUCAUCAGCAACAUCCAACCAAUGUCUACCAUGACAUGGGACUCACCAGGAACAAGAUCGUUACAGCACAGUUCGAGUGCUAUCAGAAGAUAAUGAAGGACAAUAUCCACAGCAGACAAGAGCCCAUGUGUAACCGCACUUGGGAUGGCUGGCUGUGUUGGGACGACACCAAAGCUGGAGUUACAUCGGAGCAGCACUGCCCAGACUACUUCCAGGAUUUUGAUCCUUCAGAGAUGGUUACAAAGAUUUGCACUGAUAGUGGCCAUUGGUUUCUGCAUCCUGAGAGCAACAGGACAUGGACAAAUUACACCCGCUGCAAUGAACACACCAAUGAAGGCAGAGUGACCGCAAUGAAUCUGUUCUACUUAGCCCUCAUAGGACAUGGGCUGUCACUGACCUCCCUCUUCAUCUCCCUUGGAAUAUUCUUCCAUUUCAAGAGUUUGAGCUGCCAAAGGAUCACCCUUCACAAAAACCUCUUUUUUUCUUUUGUUCUCAACUCUGUGAUCACCAUCAUUUUCCUGACCGCGGUGGCAAACAACCAGGAACUGGUGCAGAGGAAUCCAACAAGCUGCAAAGUGUCCCAGUUUAUUCAUCUGUACCUGUUUGGCUGUAAUUACUUCUGGAUGCUGUGUGAAGGAAUAUAUCUGCACACUCUCAUUGUGGUGGCCGUGUUUGCAGAGAAGCAGCACCUCAUGUGGUACUAUCUCCUAGGCUGGGGCUUUCCUCUCAUUCCAGCAUCCAUACAUGCCAUUGCUCGAAGUUACUACUACAAUGACAACUGUUGGAUUAGCUCCAAAACGUCGCUACUCUACAUCAUCCAUGGCCCCAUCUGUGCUGCUCUCUUGGUCAAUUUGUUCUUUCUCCUCAACAUCGUUCGAGUCCUCAUCACCAAACUGAAGGUGACCCAUCAGGCGGAGUCGAGUCUCUACAUGAAAGCAGUGAGAGCCACUCUCAUCCUGGUGCCUCUUUUGGGAAUUCAGUAUGUCCUGCUUCCCUACAAGCCAGAGGGCCGGGUUUCCUCUGAAAUAUAUGACUAUAUCAUGCACAUACUCAUGCAUUACCAGGGUUUACUUGUGGCCACCAUCUUCUGCUUUUUCAAUGGAGAAGUCCAAGCAGUUCUGAGGAGGCACUGGAACCAGUAUCAAAUUCAGUUCGGCAGCAGUGUAGGAAACCACUCGGAUGCCCUGCGUUCAGCCUCCUACACAGCUUCCUCCAUCACUGAGGUACAGGGCUGCUACAGCAUUGACGGUCACACAGAACACAUGAACGGCAAGGGCUUCCAUGAUACAGAUGCCUCCAUCUUAAAGUCAGACAGCCCCUUCGCCUGACAUCAACACUCCCCUCAAACUCUACCUGUCCCACCACCACCCUUAAAAUCUGCAGCAUGCUUGGAGCUCCGUGGCAACCAGGGAAACUUGCCUCUUUCUACAAAUACAAUGUCCGAAGAAACGAGUGAGGAAAAGGACUGUCCACCCAUGGCUCCUACCCACCGAAAGGAAAUGAUGGCGUCUCAGUCACACCAACACAGGCCCUUUAACAGCACUGUAAAGUGAGCUUGCUACAGCUAACCCUGCGCUGUGUUGUGUCUACAGUUGGACAAAGAUGCAUUCUGAUAAUCACAGUAUUGUUGCAAUCUUUCUGCCUGACAAAACAAUUUUUAAAUGGAUGAAUAGUGACUGCCUGAUUAUCCUGUUGGGGUCAUGUUGUGCACCAAAAGCCUUUGGCUACACUGUAAAUUCUUUUGACACGGUUAGUGCCAAACCAAGAAUUUUUGCCUGCCUCAUUUAGAUUUAUUUUCAACAGAAAACCAGAACAGAGAUAAGAUGUCUAACAGGUGCAUAAUAAUAUAUUACAGCUAUAGUGUAUCUUUCACAUGGUAAACUUAAUUUAUAUAAUCAUAUUCUUGUUUAUUAAAUGGAAACAAAAUAAAUACCAUACAGUAUUUAUUACAGUUGACAUGCUACAGUUUAUUCAAAAUUAGUCAUCUAUGAACUGAUAUGACUUGUUCCAGCAACACAUAAGCUUUCUAAGCUUUUCUUCUUCGUUUCAGUGUUUAUGUUAGUGAAGCUCAUUUACAGAAUCACAUCCUAUGCUUAAUAACUAGAGAUUUAGAGAUUUAGUCAUGCUAGUGUUUGAGCAUGUUCAAGUGAUCCUUAUCAACAUGCAUCUGUUAAACCACAUGGUAGGUUGUAAUGUAACCUGUUAACACAAUAUGACCACAGACAAGGCGUCAUGACAUUAUAUGUGCUCCAAUACAUGCUCAGUACACUUGAAUGUAACAGUUUAAAGUCCUGGAUAUUGAACAUAAAUGCAUCACAUUCCCUUUCACUGCUGUCUUUACCCAACCCAUACUCGUACUUAGAUAUACGGAGAUGUUAGCACUAUUAGGUGUUCAGAUCUACAACAGCAGUGUUAAAUAAUGCAGAACUUUGUGUGAGUGAAGUUGUUUCAGGUACUGUUGAAGAUGAAGUAGAGUUUAUGAAGUCUGGAUUUGGUCAUGUAUGCAUCAAUCUGAAGGUUCUGUUUGCAAGCCUUUAGAACGAUUUGGUAUCGUAAGAGCACCAGCAUCUCAGACCAAACCAAACAGGCACACCUCCUCCUCCCUUUAAUUUACAACCACAAAGGUCAUGUAAACGAGAACCAACAAAAACAAAUCUAGCCACUACUCCUGAACCCACGCUAUCAUUGUAAAAUACAGUGAAUGGACAUAGCGAGCGGUUAUUAACUCGAGUAGAGCUAUCUUCACUUCACGUCUCUCACUUCUGUCCACUUGUGUCUGUUCUGCUCCAGUCUGUGUAUGUCUGUUUCCACUCAUUGAUCCACUCAAGUAUAGAAACAGACACGCAAUGACUUUAGCAGAACAGACACAAGCAAAUAUUUGCUUUUCCAAUCCAGUGAGGGAGGUCACUCUCAGUGUGUUUAUAAGCAUGAGGAGCCCCAACAGUUUCAAAGGGAGGGAUUCACAUGCAUAUGCAGCGAGGCUGGCUGCUAAAACAGAAAACAGAGUAGUGUGACUUCAUUCUCUGCUGACGCCAUUACUCCACUUUAUCUUGACAUAGCAGAUAGUUGUUUGCUGCUAUUUUAAUGUUAAAUAGUUAUUAUUGUUCAAGAUCUUGCAUGCAAGUAAAUUCAAAUAUAAUACUCAUGUGCACUUGAAAGACGUAUCUAAUUCCUUCUGUUCUUACAGGCCAGACAUUAAAUCUUUUGUAGAACAACUUAGUGUUAGAAAUGGCCAAUAGACAUGCAAAAAUUUAGGAAAAGCUAAUAUCACAACAAAAGCACUCAGAGAAUGCAGUACUAUGCCAACGCUGCUCAGUGGUUAUAUGAUUUCUGAAGGCUGAAAUCUUGAAAAAAAUUGUGGUCUGCAGCAGUCGAUUUAUAGUAGGAUCACAAUCAUUUGAUUGUCAGCAGGCAGCUGACGUAGUGUUCACUUGGAGUCAUAGUUACAGUGACGCUAUGCCGCUAUCUCACAAUGAUACAAAAAUGUUUAACAAAUCUGUGGAUCCAGACGAGAAGCUGUAUCACUGCCAAAAUCUUAUCACUUGGUCCUUGUGUCAUUUCUGACCUUCCCUCAAAAUUUCAUCCAAAUCUGUCCGUUUUUGGGUAAUGUUGCAAACAGACAGACGAACAGACAAACCAAUGCCAAUCGUCACGUAAUUCCACUGCAUUCCUUGGUAGAGUAAUUAUCCAAGUCAAGCAAGUAUCUUCAUGCUAGCUAGCCAUGCAUUUGUUUAUUAGACAGUACCUUGUCAGUGAAAGCACAAUUUUCUAUUAAAAUGUUUUUAAUUUUGGUAAAGACCCACUUUAUUUGGCAAACUCAGACAGAUGAAACUUCACACUGACUUAAUUACGUUUUCAGAUACUUUUGUCCUCUGUCUUUUCAGAGCAGUCUUAAUACUAAAGGAUGCUUUAAGACCAGUGUGCAGGUUUGAUUCCAGGCACCACAUUUUUCGUUUGCGCAUAAAAACAAAUCCAAACACAGAGGUUGGUUAAGUGCUUCAAUAAAAGCAAAGCAUGUGGCAUCCACAUUCAUCCAAACAUCCACUGAAACCUCAGCUACACUAAAGACAUUAAAAAUGGCAGAAGAGCAAACGCAUCAGAUCUGUGUGGAGCAAUGAGGAAAGCAUUAUAUUUUGACUAAAACAUGGAAAAAAAUGACAUAUUCCGUAUGUCCAUUGAUGUCAGUUCUGUUUGUUUAAGGUCUGACUGACGGUUGCUGUGAUUUUAUUGUGCUGUCUUCUUCUGCAAUGAUACUCAAAGAGAGAAUUAGCACCCCCACCUACAUAUCUCAAUGAAACAAAUCCAACUAGUUGCAUUACAGUAGUGGAUGAAAAUGCAUGCAUUAUUCACUGUUUUCUCUGUAUUUUUUUUUAAACGUGUUUAAAAUGUGCUACAUUUGGAUGAAAAUCAGCUUACUUACCUCAAGGUGACAAUUUGUUUUUUCAAUCUGAGCCUGAGGUAAAGAGUGUUUUUUCAAUGAUGCUGCUGUAUUGUGGCAUAAGUUGGGUUAGGUUUGAAUUUUGAAAAAUUACCCAGUGUUUUAUCAGCCCUCUGGUUUUUGCAGUAGUGUGAUGUCAGUCUGUACACAGCCUUAAUUAAAAGUACAUGAUGUGAUUUCCACUUCUCACACAAACCUGGGCAAAAAUAAAAUAAUAAAAUUCUGCAAAAAAUUAUUUUCAAAAAGCAUUUAGAUAAAUCAGAAUGUUUCAGACCUGGUCAAUAAUCAGUCUACCUUUUUUUUUUUUUUUUUUCAAAUCCCAGAACCUUUAUUGUUUGUUUGUUUGUUGGGGAUUUUUUGUAGCCUUUUUAACACACUGUUCAUAAUGCUGGGAACAUGAGUCACUAUCAGUUGAUGUAAAUACUUUUGUAAAUCGAACAUUUCUGCAGAGGAUAAGUUGAAGGUGUGAGUGCGUGUGUGCAUGAUUUAUAUAUAGAUAUACACAGUAUUUAUGAGUAUAUUCUACUCGGAAGCAUUCAACCACUACUUUUGUGUGUUUUUUAAAGGGAGGGCCGGGGUUACUAACUGGGAACUCUCAACAUGCUACUGUAUGUGUCUGCCCUUAUUCCUGUCCUUGUUAAAUUCUGUCACUUUUCUAUUUAGACUGCAUUUUAAAGCACAGAAAUGGUGUAAAUCUGAUAUGUGAAGAUUCACAUUCAACCUUCCAAAGGGCAUGUUUUCAUUAUGAUAUAUAAUGCGUGAAAACAAAAAUGUACCUCCAGUUUGUCUCAAUUUUUCAUGUUUAUUGUUUCUUGCUUUCUGGAUAAAUUACUUCUGAGUCUAAGGUAGAUAACCUGUUCAUGCAAAAGUUCAAAUUUUAAUACACAUGGUCCAAAUUAACCAUCUUCUGACAAAUUACUAACAGCAAUUACAUUGUUAGCUACUUGUUUAUCUUUGAUAACAUUUGAAUGUCUCAAUGUUCAGUCUUUAAUGCAACUAUGAAGCACUUGAUUCUACACAGAACAUGAAACGUGGCCUGUUUUUGAGAAAAAUAAUUUUCAUUUAUGGCUAAGAUGUGAAACAAAGGGGCAAUUUUAACACACACAAGUAUAUUCACAGUAUUUCAACCCACAUAUAUUGUGUGAAAUCAGACUGCAGCAUCACACAUGCAGUUUCUACUUUUUAUGUCAGACCUGCAGGACAGUUUCUCCAUUUAAACAUUAACUACACAACCUACAUUUAUCACUUUCACAGUACUGCUUUGAUUAAGUGAUUGACGUACAAUGACAGAAUUAUGAAGUCUUCAUAACGUCAUUCAUUGUGUAGUGACGCAUCAUAAUCAUUAUUUCAUCAGAAUCGUGGAAAAGUCAGAGGCUUUUGGCACAUGUAGUAAAUCUUGUGUAUCAUUUAAGUUGUGUAUUUAUGUGUGAAAUGUUUUCAUAUGACUCUCCAAAGGGUUUGUGAACUCCCCAGUGACACUUUGGUAAAAUGUUGUAAAGUAUGACAAAAGCAUUGAGGACAAUGUCUGUAGUUUUUGUUUAUACUGUACUGUAUCUAACUUUGGUAGUCUUGACACGUUGACUCCACACUGCUGUUUGAAUGUAAAUGGUUUUGUUUUAUUUUCUGGAUGUGAAGAACAUAUUAUAUAUACAUAUACGCUGCCAGUCAAAAAGUUUGGACACACCUUCUCAUUCAGUGGCUCUUGUUGAAUUAUUUUAGCAUUGUAGAUCAAUACUGAAGACAUCCAAACUAUAAAAGAAUAUAUAUGAAAUUAUGUUAUAAACAAAAAGUGUUCAUCUUGAGUAUUAAAUCUACAUAGGGGAUCUACAUAAAAAUAAAUAAAUGAAUUAGAAGGUGUGCCCAAACUGUGACUGGUAGUGUACAUAUAUUAUAUUAUAUUUACAUAUUAUGUCUCUUUUUUAUUAUUUUACAGACUUAGACAAUGUUGCUAUGUUGUGUGUGUCUGCAUACUAAUACAGAAUAGCACAGCA
This is a messenger RNA of Acanthochromis polyacanthus (spiny chromis), 6793 nucleotides long. It is a transcript of the gene calcrla, whose product is annotated as calcitonin receptor-like a. The transcript has 13 exons. NCBI's taxonomy places the organism in Eukaryota, Metazoa, Chordata, Actinopteri, Pomacentridae. The record is from RefSeq and is a predicted model, not a curated record. Gene Ontology annotation, molecular function: calcitonin receptor activity; adrenomedullin receptor activity; calcitonin gene-related peptide receptor activity. Gene Ontology annotation, cellular component: plasma membrane. Gene Ontology annotation, biological process: cell surface receptor signaling pathway; adenylate cyclase-activating G protein-coupled receptor signaling pathway; angiogenesis. Bases 256 to 1692 code for a protein of 478 amino acids.